AUCCCUCACCCGGCACCUGCGUCCACUCUCUAGCGUCCCAAGUGAGUGGAGGGGGGAUCCCGACUCCAGUCCGGGGCCUUGGCCAGCGGAGCCGCGCCGUUCGGAAGCGGGAAUCCCACUCAGAGCCCGGGCCUGUAGGGGCGGGGCGUCCCGGGCACCCGGGAUUGGGGCGUCUCCCGUCGUGCACCGGGGCACCGGCGACUCACCCGGAAGGAGAAGCCGUGAUCUGGCUAUAUGGUGGGGCGCGGGCGGUGUCGCUGUGGGGAGCUGGUGCUGUUCUCAGGAGCCGGCGUGGAUCAUUUGUUGGCAGUACGUAUUGGCUGAAGUCAGUUUUCAUUUCAAGAUGUUUCCUUCCAAUGGGCUUUUGGUGUAGGAUGUCGGAGAACCAAGAACAGGAGGAGGUGAUUACAGUGCGUGUUCAGGACCCCCGAGUGCAGAAUGAGGGCUCCUGGAACUCUUAUGUGGAUUAUAAGAUAUUCCUUCAUACCAACAGCAAAGCCUUUACUGCCAAGACUUCCUGUGUGCGGCGCCGCUACCGUGAGUUCGUGUGGCUGAGAAAGCAGCUACAGAGAAAUGCUGGUUUGGUGCCUGUUCCUGAACUUCCUGGGAAGUCAACCUUCUUCGGCACCUCAGAUGAGUUCAUUGAGAAGCGACGACAAGGUCUGCAGCACUUCCUUGAAAAGGUCCUGCAGAGUGUGGUUCUCCUAUCAGACAGCCAGUUGCACCUCUUCCUGCAAAGCCAGCUCUCGGUGCCUGAGAUAGAAGCCUGUGUCCAGGGCCGAAGUACCAUGACUGUGUCUGAUGCCAUUCUUCGAUAUGCUAUGUCAAACUGUGGCUGGGCCCAGGAAGAGAGGCAGAGCUCUUCUCACCUGGCUAAAGGAGAUCAGCCUAAGAGUUGCUGCUUUCUUCCAAGAUCGGGUAGGAGGAACUCUCCCUCACCGCCUCCCAGUGAAGAAAAGGACCAUUUAGAAGUGUGGGCUCCAGUUGUUGACUCUGAGGUUCCUUCCUUGGAAAGUCCCACUCUCCCACCCCUCUCCUCACCAUUAUGCUGUGAUUUUGGAAGACCCAAAGAGGGAACCUCCACUCUUCAGUCUGUGAGGAGGGCUGUGGGAGGAGACCAUGCUGUGCCUUUGGACUCUGGUCAGUUAGAAACAGUUUUGGAAAAGUGAGCUCUGGGUUCUGCUCUGAGAUGGUCAGAGAAGAUGCGGGCCAGGAGACUUACUCAGGUGGGACUGGGCACAGGGCAGGUAUGUGGGAGGCUGGGCUGCUUAGUGUUUUCUAGUCGCCUCUGCUUGGGCUGAUCGACAGAGGUCAGUUAUAACAGCCCCUUAUGCCUCUUCCAUGGGAACAAAUACUGUGCAGAUGUUUGUAAGUUAAGUAUAAGACCCAGGGGCUGUUGAUUUUGAACAGAACCCCAUAUUACUGUCCUGGGAGCUGAGUUUCUGCAGGUCAUUUGUAUGUAGGACCAGGAGUAUCUCCUCAGGUGACCCGUUUUGGGGACCUGUAUGUGGCAAAUUCUAAGCUGCCAUAUUGAACAUUGUCCCAAUGGGAGUGGUUAUGUUGUAUCCCCAUCUUGGCUGGCUUCAGUUUUUGCUGUAGCCCUAGAGCACUUUGUUUCUGGGAGGCUGGCCUCUUGCCUACCUCCUUGCAUGGACAGGGGGAUGAAUAUUUACUCUCCCACCUCCUUGCUUUUUCUUUCACUGAUACCACUGAAUGGAACUGGUGCUGUGACUCCUGCUGCUGGGGAUUUAUGUCCCGAGUCCUUAGCCUGGCUGAGUGGAGCCUGAGACCUGCACAACAGCUCAUGGUCAUGCAUGAGAGAGAAGUGGCUGGUCAAAGCCAGAGGGAACAGUAACAGCCCAGGGGCCUUUAUUUUGGGAAAGGCUGUCUGGGGCUGUCACUGUCUCUUCUGGUUAUAAAGCGGAGAUGUGGCUAUCUUUUCUGCAGGGUUAGAGUGGGCUCCUUUCUUUUUGGAAUCCUUUUCUUCUCCUUUGGUAACAGCUCCCUGCCUCCAGGGCUUCCGCCGCCAGCGUCUCUGCUAUGUUGCGCAGUGCAGUGGGGUGCAAGGGCUUUGUUUCUGCCUGCCUGAAAGAGAGGCCACUGGGGAUGGAGAUGAGGAACAACACACUCUCCUUCAGACAAUGAGGCAUUCUGUCCUCCUGCUGCCAUUCUUCAUCUCCAGUGAGAGCCAGAGCUGGUAGGAGCCGAAUGCCACAGGCAUUCUGCAUUGCUCUACUCUUAGGUUUGUGUGUGUGAUCCUUCCCCUCCCUGUCGCCCACUCCUCCCUCCUCUGGCUAUCCUACCCUGUCUGUGGGCUCUUUUACUACCAGCCUAUGCUGUGGGACUGUCAUGGCAUUUAGUUCAGAGUGGAGGGGCUUUGGCCUGAAAUAAAAUGCAAGUAUUUAAGA
Molecule: messenger RNA, 2408 nt
Organism: Nomascus leucogenys (northern white-cheeked gibbon)
Lineage: Eukaryota; Metazoa; Chordata; Mammalia; Primates; Hylobatidae
Gene: SNX11
Product: sorting nexin 11
Biological process (GO): intracellular protein transport
Molecular function (GO): phosphatidylinositol binding
Source: RefSeq, a predicted model, not a curated record